AAUAUCUGUUAUAUUAGGUUUUAGUUUUGUUUCGUAUCAAUAUAGAUCGAAAGAUAACAGAAACUAAUAAUCGUAUUCGUGGCUAUAAAAAUAUCCCCCAAAUAAUUUGGUCCUCCUUCCUUUCAUGCAAAGCAAAACACAAAUCAAAAACUCUUCUUCUCUCUUUCUUCUUCCCGAGCUUGGCUUCUCUUGUCUUGUUCUACUUUUUCAUUUACACAGAGUGAUUCUGCAUGCUUCAGCCGCUUCGCUUUCUCGGGUCCCAGGUGAUUUUCGUCGUCUUCUUAGACUGAGAUAAGUCACAUGCAUGGUCUUUAAAUAAAUCAGUCUCUUGUUCUCUGUUCUUGAGAGAGAACACAAAGGCAGUUUGGAGUCUGCUGAUAGAUAAUGGAACAUGGUUUGCCGUCUAUGAAGUCGAUCAAAUCACUGAAGUCACUUGUUAAAAAAAGAACCAAUUCUCAAGAAGUGAGUAAAUCAGGGUGGAAAAUGAAGCCCUUUAUAGCUCUCAUGUGUACAGCACUUUUGAUCUUUUGGUAUAAAACCACAAAUAUUCAGUUUGAACGAACUGAGAUAGAAGAAACUGAUUAUCCUUUUGACAUGGCAACGGAAUCUGAAGGAAUUGACAAUAAAUUAAAAGGCUUGCCUCAGGGAAUCAUACAGCCUAGAUCAGAUCUUGAACUAAAGCCUCUUUGGUCUAGAAGUAGUCUGAGGUCAAAGGGUGUCGAAAUGACUAACCGUAACUUGUUGGCAAUACCCGUAGGAAUUAAGCAAAAGGGUAAUGUUGACGCUCUUGUAAAGAAGUUUCUUCCGGCGAAUUUUACGAUUGUUCUUUUCCAUUAUGAUGGAAAUAUGGAUAAAUGGCGGGAUCUAGCGUGGAGUUCAAAAGCCAUUCAUAUAGUUGCACAAAACCAGACUAAAUGGUGGUUUGCGAAACGAUUUCUCCAUCCGGAUGUUGUAUCGAUUUAUGAUUAUAUUUUUCUUUGGGACGAGGAUCUUGGAGUAGAGAACUUCAAUCCAGAGAGGUAUUUGAAGAUAGUUAAAUCAGUGGGACUGGAGAUAUCUCAACCUGCUUUGGACCAUAACUCGACUGAAAUACACCAUAAGAUCACACUCCGUUCUAGAACAAAGAAAUUUCACAGGAGGGUUUACAUCAACAGAGGCACUAAAAGGUGUUCUAAUACUAGUGCAGAUCCUCCUUGCACAGGAUUCGUUGAAGGAAUGGCUCCGGUGUUUUCGAAAGCUGCUUGGUUUUGCACUUGGAAUCUUAUACAGAAUGAUUUGGUUCAUGGAUGGGGAAUGGAUAUGAAACUUGGCUAUUGCGCACAGGGAGACCGGACGAAAAACGUAGGGAUUGUAGAUAGCGAGUAUAUCUUUCACCAAGGCAUUCAAACGUUAGGUGAAAGUGUUCAUUCUGAGAAGAAGACCACAGCUCGUGAUGUUGGCACCAAGAGACAAGGCCAUACAACCUUUGAUUCAAGAACCGAGAUAAGGAGACAGUCAACGUGGGAGCUUCAAACGUUUAAAGAAAGAUGGAACAGAGCGGUUGAGGAAGACAAGAACUGGAUAGAUCCGUCGGCAUCAAGCUCGAUGGCGACGAAAAGGAAGAGUAACGGUAAUAACAGAAGAUUAAGGCGUGGUGGUGGUAGUAGUCACCGAGCAAAGCAUAAGAGAAGUCAAGAGACAUCAACAACACACAAAUAGCAAAAGAAGGAUUUUUUAUACACACAUAGAUAAUGUUUUCUUCAUCUCAUUAGUUUAAUAAUGUUAUUAAUUUACUAUUAGAAAUUUCCUUAGUUAGGAUAUAAGAUAUAGCUUUCUUUGAAUUGGUUCAUAUUGAGAUAUUAUAAAAAUCUCUCAUGUCCAUUUUAAUCUUCA
Messenger RNA from Camelina sativa (false flax), 1872 nucleotides. RefSeq lists its product as uncharacterized. The record is from RefSeq and is a predicted model, not a curated record. NCBI's taxonomy places the organism in Eukaryota, Viridiplantae, Streptophyta, Magnoliopsida, Brassicales, Brassicaceae.